CCCUAUUUUUCUAUCGGUCCCCUCUGCGGACCGACUCUCCGGCAAGUGCCUUCUCUCACACGCCAAUCGCUUCCCCUCGUUCGUGGCUCACGCCCUCGCGGGCAAUGAGAACCGCACUACUAGGAGGUCCGCACUCGGUUCGCCCUGACCGGACGUCUCAGUCACUCGCACUCCCAGGAUCCCAUACCCCCCCCCCCCCCGACCAGACGGAUUCCGCUUACCGCUGUGUAUUUUUUUUUUUUCCUCCUUUCGUCGUUCGGAUCUUCGUGCACAAGAAUUACGGGGAACUGCAGUAUCUGAUCUUUUAAUUCUUUGCUCACCUAUCUCGCGGUUCGGAAUACAGGAUUCGGCUCGACCGCUCCAGACCCCGGGACCGUCCGAAGACGGGGGCGCCCUCCCGGGGGCGGGAACUCCGUGCCCAAGUGCCUGUAUCCGAGUCACGGCACCAAAUUGUAAUCGGCAAUAACCAGCCAGGAAAAGAAUUUAGAAAGUAAUCAAUUUAUUUGAGGUGUGCCUACUUGCUUAGGUCACCCAUUCUUGCAAGGAUGUAAAUAAACUGUGCUUCGCUGAAGGAUCUGUGUGGGCCUGCUCAUUGGCGCGACAAACGUUUCUCACAAAUUUGGGGGCUCGUCCGGGAUCGAAGUCAUCAUCCAGGGAGUCGUCGUCUCCGAAGAAUGGAAAGGUGCACCCCGUUGAUUUCAGCGGUUCCUGGAUCGGCGGCGCUGGCUCCAAGGAGACUGACCAAGACCCGAGACCGGUUAUAAACAGAUCCCACGAACCACAGAGGGGGAAAUAAAGGAUAAAAGGAAAGUAGGCGCCUUGAUAUCGACCAGGCAGAUUCUGUGCACGGACCAAGGUGAGAAAAUUGACUGUUAAGUAUUGCCUUGGUGGUCGGGGCCGGGGUGAGAAAACUGACUGUUAAGUAUCACCCUGGUGGUUUGAGACUCGUAUGUGUGUGUGUGUGAGUGAGACGUACAUUAGUACGAAGCGAGUGCGGAGUCCAACUUCGCGGUUCUGUUCUUCCGCGAGGAAAACAGCCGGAGAAGGACGAAAUGAGAGCAAAAGAGUGCAAGGAGAGUCUCGGGAAUGAAAUAAAAGCGCUAGGCCUAGGGAGGAUAAGGGAAUAUCCUCGGGAGCAAUUCCUCCAUACAGUCCUUUAGGGAGGAUGCUGCAGUACUGGGAAGUACUGGGAAGACAUGUCAGGUACUAAAGGGAAAGAAUAAGAAGACGAUGAUAAACUAUUGUGUGUUUAUCUGAACAUGGGAGCCCAUACAGGGGCGGCAUGUAUUUUGGCCGAAGUAUGGGUCGGAUAAUAGCUGGCUGUGCCAGGAUUUGCUUUUCUGUGUGAAUGCAAAAAUUCCUUUUUUUUUUUUUUUUUUUGGAGGAGCGUGAGUAUGUUCUGUGCUGGAUUACAGAGCGUCCCCAGGACCGUCCUGUUAACUCUCCCCCACCUCUUCACAACCCUAAGCCCCAGGAGAGUGUUGUAAAUUAUUCCUCUACUUCACACACUCCUGUGAAUUCCUCUCCCCCUUUACAGCACCCUGAGCACUGUGACAGCACUUACAAGGAAGCUGCAAGUGCUGUGAGUGCUUCCCCUUUGACAAAUUUUCCAAAAUUGAGAAGAGAAUUGGAACAAUGUAAAAGAGAUUUGGAGAGUUUUCUCAUACAAGGGGGCAACCACCGAUGGGCAGGCUUGGUGGAAGUUAUGUUUCCCCUCCGGGAAGUACCUCUUGGUCCCGGACAGGUGGGAUAUGUCAGUGCCCCGCUGACAAGCACUGAGGUGUGGAACUUUAAAAAGUAAAUGAAAUCAUUGAUUGAGGACCCUGUUGGCUUAUCCGAACAAUUAGAUCAAUUUUUGGGUCCUAAUUAUUAUUCUUGAGCAGAAUUAACGUCCAUCAUGAAUAUUCUGUUUAGUGGAGAAGAACGGGGAAUGAUUAGACAGGCGGCUCUGCAAGAAUGGGAAAGGAGAAAAUCCCCCCAGGCAAGGGGUAGUUCCCGCAGAGCAGAAAUUCCCCAAUGUGGAUCCCAAUUGGAAUAAUAAUAAUAACCCUGUACACCGGAAUAAUAUGAAAGACCUGAGGGAACUAAUAAUACAGGAAAUUAAAGAGGCUGCCCGAGAUCCCAAAAUUUGAUUAAGGCAUUUGAACUCCAGCAAGGGAAGGAUGAGUCCCCAUCAGAUUUUUUACAAAGGUUACGGGAUCAGAUGAGGAAAUAUUCGGGCAUGAACCCUGAGGAUCCGGUGGCCCAGGGUUUGUUAAAAAUACAUUUUGUUACUAAGGCAUUGCCAGACAUUCAAAAGAAGGUGCAGAAAAUAGAAGGCUGGAGUGAAAAACCGCUUGAGGAGUUAUUGAGAGAAGCACAAAAACUGUACGUGAAUCGGGAAGAAGCAAAACAGAAACAGAAGGUUAAAAUAAUGGUUUGUACAAUGGACCAGGUUGUGAAGCAGAGACUCGAACCCAUAGUGCAAGAGAGAGAGAGAGAGAGUGGAAACAGAGCCGAGGAAGGAGAGAACGGAGAAUGAGAGCGAGAAGUGCAAAAUGAAGUAGGAAAUUAUCAGGGCAAGGAUUGUCCGGUAACCUCCCUUCAGCUGGAUGUUUUAACUGUGGCAAGCUGGGACAUUUUAAAAAGCAGUGCCCAGACUUGAAGAGAGAAGGGAGGGUGAUGUCAGUGAUGCAUCUUGAAACUCAGGGGUUCUCUCAGUCGCACCCAGAGCCCUUGAUAAAUAUAAAGGUGGGACCCCAGGAAGAAGAAGUAAUCUUGGUGGAUACAGGAGCGAGCAGAACUUCUUUAAACUAUGCUCCUCCUGGGCUAAAGUUAACCUGUCAACUAGUGUUUGUUGCAGGAAUAGAGGGAGAAAAGUUUGGAGUUUUUACAUUUGAACCUACAACGCUUAAAAUUGGAAAUAGAAAAGCCCAGGGACAGUUGCUAUAUGUUCCUGAGGCAGGUGGUAACCUAUUGGUCAGGGACAUGAUUAUAUAAUUGGGCUUGCAAAUCAGAACUCACUCAGAAUGUAUGGUUAUUUCUAUGAAUGUGUUAAAAGAACAAGCUAAGGCUGGAAUAGAUAAGGGAACGGCAAGAAAUAAAACAAGCCACAGAUUCACUUUUAAAUUUUUUUUUGGGUAAACAGGGCCUAUGGGUCUCAAAGACAAAACUCCAAUACGUGGAGGAAGAGGUUAAAUAUUUGGGACACCUUAUUUCAGAAGGAAAGCGGAGAAUUAGCCCUGAAAGGAUCCAGGGAGUCGUAAAUCUGCCACUUUCCCGGACAAAAAAAAAGGAAUUGAGAAAAUUUCUAGGUCUAAUUGGGUAUUGUCGCCUGUGGAUCGAAGCCUAUGCACAAAAGACAAAAUAUUUAUAUCUCAAAUUAUUAGAAGAGGAACCUGAUGUUCUUAUUUGGACUAAUGAUGAAGUAAAACUAAUCAAAGAACUGAAGCAGAGUCUAAUAAUGGCCCCUGUCUUGGCUCUGCCAUCCUUAGAUAAACCCUUUUGUCUGUUUGUCACGGUGGAUAAAGGAGCAGCUCUGGGAGUUCUCACCCAAGAAUGGGGGGGGAAGCAAGAGCCAGUGGCUUAUCUGUCUAAACUUUUAGAUCCAGUAUCCCGGGGUUGGCCAGAGUGUGUGCAGGCAGUGGCAGCGACUGCCCUUUUGGUAGAAGAAAGCAGAAAAUUUAACUUUUGGGGAGAAAUUAAGUGUAAGCACACCACAUCAAGUAAAUCCUGCCUCCUUUUUAUGAAAAGGUGAUAAUGAAAACUCAGAACAUAGUUGCUUGGACCUAAUAAAAUACCAAACCAAGGUCCGACCAGAUCUUAAGGAUAUACCUUUAUAUGUGAGACUUCAGUUAUUUAUAGAUGGAUCUUCAAGAGUAAUUCAGGGAAAUCAGCACAAUGGAUGUGCUAUUGUAGAAGGGGUAAGCAGUGAAGUCAAAGAAAUGGGGCAGUUACCUAAUGGAUGGUCAGCCCAAACAUGUGAGUUAUAUGCUUUCAACCAAGCACUACUGGUGCUAGAAGACAAGGAAGGAACAAUUUACACUGAUUCCAGAUAUGCCUUUGGAGUAGUGCAUACCUUUGGGAAAAUCUGGGAGGAGAGAGGACUGGUAAACAGUAAAGGGAAGGAGUUGGUCCAUGGAGAACUUAUUCAGCAAGUGCUGCAGAAUUUGAUGCUGCCAGAAGAAGUAGCAAUAGUGCAUGUUAAUGGGCAUCAGAAAGGAAACUCCCCACAAGCUAGAGGGAACAGGCUGGCAGAUGAAAUUGCUCGAGAAGCAGCCAUGCAAUCAGAAGUAAUAACAAUGAAUUGUCUCAUUCCUGAGAUGCCAGCUCUAAAGACAACUCCAAUUUUUGAAGAAAAAGAGGCAGUUAAGAAACUGCGGGCAACAGAACAGAAUGGAAAAUGGUUACUCCCAGAUGGUAGAGAAAUGUUAAAUAAACAAACCAUGGGGGAAAUAUUAGCUGUUCUGCAUCAAGGUAGCCAUUGGGGAACACAAGCCAUGUGUGACCUGGUGCUACAAAAAUAUGGAUGCAUUGGAAUUUAUACAAUAGCUAAGCAGAUUUGUGAAGGAUGUAUGGUUUGUAGAAAGAUCAACAAAAAGGUGCUAAAAAGGCAACCAACAGGGAGGCGAGCUCUAGCUUUAAGACGUUUUCAGAGUAUCCAAGUUGAUUUUACUGAAUUACCAAAGAUAGGCAGAGCUAAAUAUUUACUGGUUCUAGCAGAUCAUCUAGCAGGGUGGGUAGAAGCAUUUCCCCUCAAUACUGCUACUGCAGCAACAGUGGCAAGGGUAAUCCUGGAACAGAUUAUUCCCAGAUAUGGGAUAGUGGAAAACAUUGAUUCAGAUCAAGGAAGUCACUUUACCUCCCAAGUGUUGCAAGAUUUAAUGAACAGCCUGGGUAAACUAAAUUGCCUUGGACUGAGUGUCAAAGACAUAGGGGUGUCACCUUAUGAAAUGCUGUUUGGACUACCAUAUUUAGGCAAAGGUGAUGGACUUCCACAAUUCAAAACUAAAGAUGUUUUUCUGAAGAACUGUAUACUCGGGUUGUGGUCUUCUUUGUCCUUCCUUAGGCACCAAGGGCUCUUGGCGCAGACUCCACCCUUGAAAUCUGCAGUGCCUCGAUUUUAGCCUGGAGACUGGGUCCUGGUUAAAUCCUGGAAAGAAGCCAAACUCCAACCAACCUGGAAAGGACCAUUUCAAGUUCUGUUAACUACAGAGACUGCCAUCCGGACAGCUGAGAAAGGGUGGACUCAUUAUACCCGACUCAAAGGACCAGUAGAGGCUCCACCUGAGAAAGAACAGUGGCAGGCCUACCCAACUGAAACCCCUUGUGCCUUAAACUGAAGAAGCACUAAAAUUGAUCCAUGCUAACUGAUGAAGUAGAGUUUGUAGUAAUUUGGGUUAUUGUAGUUAUUGGGUUAUUGCAGUUAUUGGGUUAAUGUUUAUCUGUUGUGUGGAAAAAUAUAGGUUCUGUGGCAUAAAAGGAGAAGAGAACCUUUUAGUGAAAAUGAGGGGGAUCAUCAUAAUAGUGAGUUGUCUGUGGAUCCAAGAGUAGUAACCUUGACAGAGGUUAAGGAUAUAAAGCAAACCUUUGAAAUUGAAACUGGAUAUGGAGACACAAAUGCCUGGGUAGAAUGGGUCAAAUAUACAGUGUAUGCAUGUGCCUCAGGGAGGCCUAUAGCACAGGAUAGUUCCUUUUUCAUUGGGGUGGAGCAAAGACCCACAGGGAAUGAAAUGCAUGAUUGCGUUAUAUCAAGACACAACUGCAUGGGGUGAUGAGGCUUGCAAGUCUCUAUCGCUGCUUUUUCCUGCUGUAUAGAUCAAGGACCUCAGAGUGCCUCCUGCUUUCUCUGUAGUGCCCGGUAACCAUACAGCUUGUCUCUCACGACAAGAUGUGAAUGCUGCCAGGUAUCUUGGAGAUUUGGAGAUGUGUAUCGAGUCACUGAAUGUGACUGGUGACAAAGCAGGAAGCUAUUCAGCUAUGAGUGUCCCCAGGGCAGAUCUGUGGUGGUAUUGUGGAAGAAAAAUUCUAACGUCUGUGCUCCCUUACAAUUGGAAGGGUACGUGUGCUCUUAUUCAAUUGGCCAUUCCAUUCACCCUGGCAUAUGUAGAAGAGCCUCAUGUUGAAAGACAGAGAAUAAAGAGAGGUCUAGGGAUAUCAUUUGAUGAUAAGAUUUACAUUGAUGCUAUUGGGGUUCCUAGGGGAGUUCCCGAUGAACACAAAGCUAGAAAUCAGAUAGCUGCAGGAUUUGAGUCCUUCCUGUUCUGGUGGGUAAAAGUCAACAAAAACGUGGAUACGAGGGAUGCAGUCAAAGGAAUUGCAGAACAACUGGAUGCCACCAAUAGGAUGGCAUGGGAAAAUAGAAUAGCAUUAGACAUGAUACUGGCAGAAAAGGGGGGUGUAUGUGUAAUGCUGGGGAAUAAGUGCUGUACUUUUAUUUCAAAUAAUACUGCCCCUGAUGGUACAAUAACUAAGGCACUGCAAGGACUCACUACUCUGGCAGAUGAAUUAGCAGAAAAUUUGGGAAUAGAUAGCUCACUCACUGGAUGGUUAGAGUCCUGGUUUGGGAAAUGGAAGGGGACGAUAAUUUCCAUUUAACAUCCUUAAUUAUAAUGCAAUAGGAUGUUGCAUAAUUCUAUGAGUAUAAGGCCUUGUUUAACGUCUCUUUGAAACUGCCUUAUCAAAGCAAAUGCCUCUAAAGCCACCUUUAUAUGCUGACACAAUGUUAUUAUUAGAUGAGCAAAAUCCAGAAGAAAGAUGUGAAAUCACGUUGUCCGAACUAGAGGCAUCUUACAAAAACAACCUGAGAUAAUGCAAAAAGCAACAGUAGGGUAAAUAAAAGAAGGGGGAAUUGUUAGAAAUGAAAUGUAGUGUUGAUUUUGCAUUCUAGUGUUAGAAACGUAGUGUUGGUUUGGUUCACAUAUAUAUAUAUAUAUUAUAGUGUUAGGAAUAUAUAGUUUGUUUGAGCACAUAAAUAUAUAUACUUUAGUGUUAGGAAUAUAAUUGUUUGUUUGAGAUAAGUGAGAUAUCUACAAAUUCCAAUGACACCUGGAGUGGUUUAUGGGCCAAGAAACUGAGGGACUUAAUUGGGCUCCAUCUGGGGGAUCUGAACAUGGAGAAGGAUUUAUGGCCCAAGAUAAGGCCGAACAAAGCUACUUCUAUGUUGCUCCUCAGGGCAGGAUGACACCAGUAGAUUGUUAAUUGGGAAGACAGCCAAGGGGGCAAGAAAGGUCAAAAUUUUACCUUAAAAGGUAAAAAGUAAACGGCUAGAAUGGAAUGUGUAAACAGGGGCGGGAAAUUUAUAGGAUAAUUUGAAGCGUCGGAUAGGCUGUAAACCCUGGAGUACUCAGCCAGUGGGGAAACAGGGGAGGGAAUUUUGCAUCAGGAAUAGGGAAUAUAAACCGUUAUUCACCUUGCUAUAGGUGUGCCUACUUGCUUAGGUCACCCAUUCUUGCAAGGAUGUAAAUAAACUGUGCUUCGCUGAAGGAUCUGUGUGGGCCUGCUCAUUGGCGCGACAAACGUUUCUCACAAAAGGGAAGAGCUAAGUUGUGCGAUAAGCUGUAAAGGGUCACCCAUAGGACACCGAUGAAGAUGAGGAGCCUUCAGCCUCAAGACCACCAGGAGGCGGGAUAAGACCGACCCCCUAGCAACACGUCGCUCAGACACAGAAUAUACCAGGAAUGACACAUAUACGGGAACCAGAAGAGUAUAUAAUCAGCUACUUUCGGGAAGUGGGUGCAUGCCGUUGGCGGAGCAAAGACUCCCCCGGCCGCCCAGCACUGUUUUGUUUGCUGCCGCUUGCUUAAUAAACUAAUUUGACUAA
Molecule: messenger RNA, 7801 nt
Organism: Apus apus (common swift)
Lineage: Eukaryota; Metazoa; Chordata; Aves; Apodiformes; Apodidae
Exons: 2
Coding region: 3924-5105 (393 amino acids)
Biological process (GO): DNA integration
Molecular function (GO): RNA-DNA hybrid ribonuclease activity; RNA stem-loop binding
Source: RefSeq, a predicted model, not a curated record